Messenger RNA from Vigna radiata var. radiata (mung bean), 2098 nucleotides. Its product is annotated as RNA polymerase sigma factor sigC. Lineage: Eukaryota; Viridiplantae; Streptophyta; Magnoliopsida; Fabales; Fabaceae. The transcript has 7 exons. Gene Ontology annotation, biological process: regulation of DNA-templated transcription; DNA-templated transcription initiation. Gene Ontology annotation, molecular function: DNA-binding transcription factor activity. The record is from RefSeq and is a predicted model, not a curated record. Bases 202 to 1839 code for a protein of 545 amino acids.
AUAUCAGCAACCACUGGGAGGGAGAUGAAGAACUGGUGGUGGAAGUUACAGCAACGCAACGCGAUAUCCACAUUGCGCAUUGCUUAAAGCAUUUUAUGACCUUCCAAUUCGGAUUCUUUCUCUUCUCUGUGCUCUGAACUUCAACCGCCGUUGUUUCAUGGACUCUCUUUCUCUAUCUCACACUCACCGCAACAAAACGAUAUGGGUCUCAGCUUAAACGCCAACAGACUCAGAUAUUGCGUUCCUCUUCAUACCCCUCAUUCCUUCACCAAUUCACCUGUUUCUCUUUCUCCAUCUUCUGCUGGAGUCAAGGAGAAUUGUUUCAACUUCACGAAGUUGUCUUUGCCGUCGACAUUUUAUGAAGAAGCAGAAACUUUGCAGAAAGAUUUUGGAAGGGUUUAUGCAUUUUCCGCAUUGGAUACCUUGGAAAAUGAUUCAUUAGGAAUAGAAGAAACUGGGGUAAACAAAGGGAAGAUGUCAGUGAGGAGUGUACAUGAAAUAUUUGAUAAUACCCUAAUGCCUUUUGGAGAGGUAUCUACUGUCUCAAAGAAGUUUGAGUCAUUCACGCCACAGCAUUUCCAUUUAUUAAUGAAGAACCUUGAUGUUUUAGAAGAGACUUUUGCCGAUUCUGAAGCAUCAAGAUUGGAAAAGGAUAUUAGAUUGCAACUAGAGAAGCUUGGUGCUCUCGAGUUAUUCAAUGUUUGUCUAUCAAGAUCACUUGGAAGCUCACUUGUGUCUGACUAUGCUGAUAAAGUACCUAACAAGAGCAAAGUUGUUGUCCCGUCUAGCAAGAAAAAGGAAAAUAAAACUAGAAGAAAGAGGGAAAUUGAUGUCACAACAGUUUCCACACAGUCAUUGACUUUAAAAGCUAAUCAGGAAGAUCUAUUAGGAUUCUCAGUUUCAGUUGUGAAAAGAGCAACAAAUAGUAAAAGUAAAAGAGUGAUGGUUGCUAAAAGGGAGGCAGAGAUGGCAAAAGGUGUAAAGGUGCUAGCUGAGUUAGAGAAAAUUAGGACAGCUAUAGAAGAUGAUACCAAGCGAGUAGUGACCUUGAAUCACUGGGCGGAAGCAUCUGGAGUUGAUGAGAAGGUGCUACAGCAGCUAUUGCAUCAUGGUUAUUAUUGUCGGGAUGAGCUCAUACGGAGUUCUCGUUCCUUAGUUCUAUUCCUUUCCAGAAAAUACAGGGGUAUGGGAAUAGCUUUGGAUGACUUACUUCAGGCAGGAUAUGUAGGUGUUCUCCAAGGAGCUGAGAGAUUUGACAGUACAAGGGGUUACAAAUUCUCAACCUAUGUGCAGUACUGGAUAAGGAAAUCAAUUUUAAGAGUGGUGGAACGAUAUUCUCGAGGAGUCAUAAUUCCUUGGUCAUUAAACAGGGCAAUAAAGCAAAUCCAGAAAGCUCGAAAAGUCUUGAAAAGUACACACAAGAAAUGCCCAGAUGAUUUGGAAAUUGCAAAGAUGACAGGUCUUUCACUAGAUAAAAUCAAAUCAGCCAGCAAUUGUCUGAGAAUAGUUGCUUCAAUUGAUCAGAAGGUGGGGAAUUGCCUUGGUAUAGAAUAUAAUGAACUUCUGCCCGAUACAACAAUCGAGAGCCCUGAAAAUGCUGUCCUGAAGCAACAUAUGAAAAAAGACGUACAUGAUCUCCUGAAAGGCUUGAACUCAAGGGAAAGGCAAGUAUUAACCCUACGCUUUGGCCUUAUUGAUAACCAGCCCAAGUCUCUGCAGGAUAUAGGGACCCUUUUCAAAGUUAGCAAAGAGAGGAUAAGAAAAAUAGAGAAAAUCGCUCUUACGAAGUUAAGAGAUGAGGCCACCACCUCAGACUUGCAUUAUUAUUUGGAUCUGUAGUACAUAUAUAUAUAUAUAUAUAUAUAUAUAUAUAUAUAUAUUAUCUUUAGGUUCUGGUAAGCUUAAAUAGUAUAUUGGUUUCAUCUGGCAACGAAGGAUGUGUACAAACUUUUGGUCCUGAAUUGGUUGGAUGAGAUAUGUAUAAAGUUUGGCACCCUCAUGACCUUGUGUUUCUCAACAUUUCACCACAGAAAGGUGUCGACAAUUAUAGAGAAAAGCUACGUCAAGUUAAUUAUCUCUUUUGUGGUUAUCCUUCAAA